AUGGGGCCAUGGCCCUGCUCCCCGGGUGCGGAGCCCCCGGGUGGCAGCAGCAGGGCCCACGCCCGGCACAUCAUCAUCAAUGUGGGCGGCUGCAGGGUGCGCCUGGCCUGGGCCGCGCUGGCCCGCUGUCCCCUCGCGCGCCUCGAGCGCCUGCGCACCUGCCGCGGACACGAGGAGCUGCUGCGCGUGUGUGACGACUACGACGUGAGCCGCGACGAGUUCUUCUUCGACCGCAGCCCCUGCGCGUUCCGCGCCAUUGUGGCGCUCCUGCGUGCGGACAAGCUGCGGCUGCUGCGCGGCCCGUGCGCGCUGGCCUUCCGCGAUGAGCUGGCCUACUGGGGCAUCGACGAAGCGCGGCUGGAGCGCUGCUGCCUGCGCCGCCUGCGCCGCCGGGAGGAAGAGGCUGCCGAGGCGCGCACCGGGUCGCGACCUGCGGAGCGCAUGGCGCCGGGAAGUCCCGGCCGCCCCCUGGGGUCCCGGGGGCGGCUGGCGCGUGGCCGGCGGCGCCUGCGCGACUUGGUGGACAACCCGCACUCGGGGCUGGCCGGCAAACUCUUCGCCUGCGUGUCCGUGGCCUUUGUGGCCGUCACAGCAGUCGGCCUGUGCCUGAGCACCAUGCCGGACAUCCGCGCGGAGGAAGAGCGGGGCGAGUGCUCCCGCAAAUGCCGCAACCUCUUCGUGCUGGAGACCGUGUGCGUCGCCUGGUUCUCCUUCGAGUUCCUGCUGCGCUCGCUGCAGGCAGAGAGCAAGUGUGCCUUCCUGCGGACGCCGCUCAACAUCAUCGACAUCCUGGCCAUCCUGCCCUUCUACGUGUCUCUGCUCGUGGGCCUGGCUGCGGGCGGCGCAGCGCGGGCAGGCGCAGGCGCGGGCGGCAACAAGCUGCUGGAGCGCGCGGGGCUGGUGCUGCGGCUGCUGCGCGCACUGCGCGUGCUCUAUGUGAUGCGCUUGGCGCGCCACUCGCUUGGGCUGCGCUCGCUGGGCCUGACCGUGCGCCGCUGCGCGCGCGAGUUCGGGCUGCUGCUGCUUUUCCUCUGCGUGGCCAUGGCCCUGUUCGCGCCGCUCGUGCACCUGGCUGAGCGCGAGCUGGGCGCGGGCCGCGACUUCUCCAGCGUGCCGGCCAGCUACUGGUGGGCGGUCAUCUCCAUGACCACCGUGGGUUACGGGGACAUGGUGCCGCGCAGCGUGCCCGGGCAGGUGGUGGCGCUGAGCAGCAUCCUCAGCGGCAUCCUGCUCAUGGCCUUCCCCGUCACCUCCAUCUUCCACACCUUCUCGCGCUCUUACUCCGAACUCAAGGAGCAGCAGCAGCGGGCUGCCAGCCCUGAGCCGUCCCUGCGCGAGGACAGCACGCGCUCUGCUUGCGCCACCGAGGACAGCUCACAGGGUCCCGACGGCGCCUUAGAGACUGGGGACUCCGCCGACGGCGCGUGGGCGCGCUCAGGGCCGGCCUGACCCGGGCGGGGGCCCUGCCUGCACCCAGAGGUGGCCGUGGCUGGCGGUCACUGGAGGCUGAUCCUCUCCAGCUAGAAACAGAACCGCGGUCCUUGCCUCCCACCACACAGAGGGGCAGGGACUGCCCUUGGGGGCAGCACCUCCUGGCGCCCAAAGGGGCCCCCCUCUAGUGGGCGUACCCAGCCACGUGCAUGCUGUGAGGAGCAGGCGGCAGAACCAGGCCCCGGCUGGCGCCGGCCCGGAAGUGACGUCGAAAGCCGUCCUGCGCUGUGAGCGGGUCCCUAGGGGGCGCCCAGCCUGUCCUCCUUGCUCGCCUCCCUGGGAAGUCCAGGCUCCUCGGCUGGUGAGUGAGUCCCAGAGCGUCCCAGCCGGUAGCGACACUGGGAGGUCACACCGCCCCAGGCCUCGGCCUGGCUCUUCCGCCUGGAGGUGGUCGGAGCAGGGGUGGGGGUGGGGUGCACCGGCGCGCAGUCCGGGAGGAGCAGUCAGGGGGCAGUUCCCAGGGGAAGGGGGCAGUCCCCUCCUGCCGCGUCACCCGGGUGGGCUGUGCCCCGCGGGAGGAAGGCCUUCCCGGGGCACCCCGCUCUGCAGAAGUCCGCAUCCCUGCCAAGCGACAGGCACAGAGGUGUCACGUGGAUGCUCGCAGCCUCCCAGUUCCUUGGGGGUGCAGCCCUGCCCUCUGACCUCCGCUGGCCCUGUCCUGCGGGGGUCUUCCUGGGUCGCCUCCUCACGGGUGUCCCCUGAAACGCGCCACCCUUUCAGCUGCCAGGGGACUGCACCCGAUCCGCUGGGACCCUCGUCUCCAGUAGGGACACUUCCCCGGGGCUCCAGGCCUAGAGGGGGUUCGGGGAGGAGACGUGGGAGGGGGCCCUGGGCCUUGAGCUGCUAGAAACCUGUCGUCACUGAGGCGGGAGCCUUUUCUCCUUUGGGGGGGUGGAACCCGCCAAUCCUUGAGCUGAGCUGUGACUCCUGCCAAAGACCCAGCUGCAGGGGAUCCUGUACCACUCAGAGGCCCACCUUCCUCACCCCAGAAGCAGGGCACCUGCCCACCACCACCCCUCCUGCCUUUUGGCGGGGCCCGGGUGGGGGCUGAGCUGGGCAGGGGGCUGCGGGCCAGGGGGUGGCCUCCUGUAGAAUGUUCCCGCUGGUCCCCAAGGGCAGCACCGGCACCCUCCUCAGGGCACAGGGGCUCGGGGGCCAGGAGGGGGCUCCUCUGCUCACAGGGAGUCUGGCCAUGCAGAGUGUGGGGCCCUGUACCUGGGGAGCACCCCCGCAUGCAGAGCCCAGGUGGCCCUCCUGUUCCAAGUACCCCUGGCCUCUGGCUGCCCGCCCCCCACCCCCCCCAGGAUGGGGCUGAGUGCUCCAGGGGACAGGCCAGCAUGGGAGCAGGCGGCAACCCGUGCUCAGCCACAGGGACAGGCUGGCUGGGCCACCGUGAGUGAGGAGCGUGGGUUUCCCUGUGGUCUUCCUCCUCACUCCCAGCCACGGGUCAGUUGGCAUGGGACUGCCCGGGCCCCACCGACCGAGUCUUGGUCAGUGUCAGGUGGACAGGGGCCCGGGAAACAAACACCGGGGUCUCACCAGCAACCAAGAAACUGCAGGGGUCACACUGAGCUGAGGGUCCCCAACCACGGGAGGCGAGGCCUGUCCCCCACCGUCCAGGGUGCCCGUGGAAGCCCACAGCCGGCGGGGAGAUGGGGCUGUCCAGGGUGGGCUCCGGGGCUCGGCACCUGGCCCGACACCUGUCGCCCUGCCUGCGUGCACAGACAGGCCCGCCCAGCUGCCUGGUCAGCUGUCCACCCCGGGGGGCCCAUCUCACAGGACGGGCCAGAUCGGGGCCCCAGGAGGGGUGCCAGUCCAGCCCAGGGGACGUGACACUUCUGGGCAGAGGCCUGUGUAGGGGGCUGGCUCUUCCCUGCAGACCCU
Messenger RNA from Phyllostomus hastatus (greater spear-nosed bat), 3375 nucleotides. It is a transcript of the gene KCNG2, whose product is annotated as potassium voltage-gated channel modifier subfamily G member 2. The record is from RefSeq and is a predicted model, not a curated record. Gene Ontology annotation, molecular function: protein binding; voltage-gated potassium channel activity. NCBI's taxonomy places the organism in Eukaryota, Metazoa, Chordata, Mammalia, Chiroptera, Phyllostomidae. Gene Ontology annotation, cellular component: voltage-gated potassium channel complex; membrane. Gene Ontology annotation, biological process: protein homooligomerization; potassium ion transmembrane transport.